AUGCCCAGCCAGGGUUUAGUAACACCCUUCCUGGGUGCACUACAGGCCUGCAUUUCUGUGCUGUUGACAAUGUGCUACGGUUUUGCUGCUCGUCGACUCAAUUUGAUCCACGAGACUACAAUCAAUGACAUGCUGGGAUUAGGCGUGAAACUCCUCCUACCAGCACUACUCAUCGUGCAUCUGGGCGAACAGCUUCAUCUUGGGACAGCAAUGAACUAUAUUCCAGUUAUAAUCUGGUCAGUCCUCUACACAACUGCAUCGAUCGGACUUGGUCAUUUCUUGUCGCGUCUGCUUGGCCUACCGCAAUGGAUUAUACCAACUUGUUCGUUCAACAACACUACAUCUCUACCUUUGUUACUCCUCCACUCCCUAGAGAGUGUAGGAAGUCUGAAGCUGAUCCUGCGACAUGGCGAAACCACAUCAUCAGCGAUCGACCGUGCUCAGAGUUAUUUUCUUGUCUGCGGCGUGAUCAGCAAAACCAUCGCAUAUAUCGUCGGACCAAAGAUGUUGCAAGAUCGCGAGGAUAGUCUUAGCACCCCAGAGGAGCGACAUCACACCCCAAGCAUGCUGGCAGAGGAUGAGCAACUCACUGAAGAAACAUCACUACUUCCCCAGCGCGCCCAAGAAGCACGAACAUCAGCCAAGAACCUCAUCCGGCGAUUGACGCACUGGCUAGGCUCAUUAUUCGCCCACCGAGUCAAGCAGGAACUCCUCGCACCCUUCGAAUCACCAUUCGCGGACAUGGCGAUACUCUGCACCAUUGUCGGCGCAGUGCUGGGAUUGGUCCCCUCUUUACACCGAGCAUUCUUCUUCAAUGAGGAAGAUGGCGGGAUAUUCAAUGCGUGGCUGACGGCGAGUAUCAGGAAUAUCGGCGGGCUGUUUACAACGCUGCAGAUCUUCAUGGUUGGGUGUAAGCUUGGAAUCACGUUCGAGCGGAUGGUUGCAGAAGGGCAUUCGAGCCGAAUCCCUGUCAAGGCUAUCACGACUAUCUUUCUCGUUCGGUUGGUGGUCUGGCCGGCCCUGAGUGUUUCAUUGAUUUAUGGAUUGGCUAAGAGGACUUGGCUCCUUGGUGACGAUCCAAUGCUCUGGUUUAGUAUGAUGUUGAUGCCAGUUGGUCCACCCGCGUUGGUGAUUUCUGGGUUGGCGGAAUUGGCGCAGGCGUCUGAGAUGGAAAAAAUGGUUAUUGCACAGACGUUGACGAUCAUGUAUGCCUUGUCGCCAUUUGUAUGUUUUAGUAUCACAGGAGCGCUUAAAGCUUCCGAGGCAGUGUUGCAAGGGAAACGAUGA
This is a messenger RNA of Penicillium hordei, 1287 nucleotides long. RefSeq names its product Auxin Efflux Carrier superfamily. The transcript is spliced from 3 exons. The record is from RefSeq and is a predicted model, not a curated record. Bases 1 to 1287 code for a protein of 428 amino acids. Gene Ontology annotation, biological process: transmembrane transport. Lineage: Eukaryota; Fungi; Ascomycota; Eurotiomycetes; Eurotiales; Aspergillaceae. Gene Ontology annotation, cellular component: endoplasmic reticulum; membrane.